ACCCAAUCACCAGCAGCGAAACACACAUGAGGAAGCGUCUGACUCGGGCGUCUAAGCUGGGAUUCCCUUUGCACUUUGAGCAGCGGCUGUUUAAUUAAUAAAGAAGUUAGAAGUCCAGGUGUUAGUGUCACCACAGAGUAGAGACAGAGGAGGGACCGGUGCGGGAAUGUCUUUCAGAGGAGAAGCCAUGUGUAAGGCCGUGGAAGUCCCGCUGUUCUGGCUGGGUGCUCUAACCGCGGCCUGGCUGUCCGUGUGCUCCGUGUACCGGCUACUGUCCGGCUUCAAGGUGUGGGUGCUGGGCAACGGAAGACUGAUCUCCCCCAACAAACUGGGAAAGUGGGCAGUUGUAACAGGAGCCACAGAUGGGAUUGGGAAAGCAUAUGCAGAGGAGCUUGCCCGCAGAGGCUUUGCCAUCGUUCUGAUUAGUCGCUCUCAGGAGAAACUUGAUGAUGUAUCCAAGGCAAUCGCAAGCAAAUGUGGCGUGGAGACCAAAACGAUUGCAGCAGACUUCAGUGGUAUAGAUAUUUAUGCAAAGAUUGAAGAGGGCCUUGCGGGACUGGAGAUUGGCAUGCUGGUAAACAAUGUGGGCACAUCCUACUCCUACCCUGAGUUCUUCCUCAACGUUCCCAACCUGGACACGUUCAUCGACACAAUGAUCAACAUUAACAUAACAUCAGUGUGCCAGAUGACUCGUCUUGUUUUACCUCAAAUGGUAGAAAGGAAAAAGGGAGCCAUCCUAAACAUCUCAUCUGCCAGUGGGAUGUACCCUGUUCCUCUCCUCACCGUCUAUUCUGCCUCCAAGGCAUUUGUGGACUUCUUCUCCAGAGGACUGCAAGCUGAAUACAAGAGCAAAGGGAUCAUCAUUCAGAGUGUUUUGCCGUUUUUUGUUGCCACCAAACUGAGUAAAAUCCGUCGCCCUACCCUGGACAGGCCUAGUCCAGCACGCUACGUUGCAGCUGAGCUCAACACAGUGGGUCUGCAGACUCAGACCAAUGGAUACCUGCCGCAUGCGAUUAUGGGUUGGGUGACUACAGCUCUGCUUCCAGCCAAGAUGCUCAACAGCUACGUGAUGGGGAUGGGUCUGUCCCAGCGCGCUCGUUACCUCAAGAAGCAGAAGCAGGGGUAGGGGGAUCAGAUGGACGGUGGGAGCCGCAGCAAGAGAUGGAGGGGACCAGGUGCAUUAAUGUCAUGUCCAACUGCCGUCAUCAUCAGGGACCAGGCAAAGAGAAAGUGACAGUUUCUGGGCAACAUCUCAGUUUUCCUCCUGCAAGUGAUAGAUGAUGUGAGCCAGUCUCUAUGUGCUCAACCCCAACAGUUGUAUAAAAUAACCAUUGGACUAAUUUGUGCAUUCAGUAAACGGCUUUAAUUAAAUAUAGAAACUAAAACCAGACCAUCUGUCUAAGAAUCGUGAUGAGAAAUUAAUCCUACAAGAGAAAGGAGGCUAUGAAGUUGGAAUUAUCAGGGGCAUGGUGUCUCUUGGCAUCGUGCAUGUAUUUUAUGGCUUCUGUUUGCUAAAACACUUGAAGUGUGACUUGCUUUAAAGGAUGAUUCAUCAGUAUUUACUCUUCAUAGUUUUGUAUUUUUCUUUAUUUUUUUUUUAGUGUGUAUUGUUCGCCACAUUGGUUUAAACGCUUUCUGUUAAAGCACCAACUAAAUCAUUCCGAAGCUUUAGCUUUUGUUUUUGUGUAAUUAAUGUCUCAGUAAUUUGUAUUUAUGACAGAUACUGAAAUAGUUGAACCAAACACUUUGAUUAAUUGCUGUUUGCAUUUCUGACUACAACACAUAUAUUGUUGUGUCGAUCUACUUACAAAUUUCCACAAAUAUAUUUUGACCUGCUAUGUUUUGAGUUAUUGUGUGUCAUGAUGGCUGUUCGGCCAAACCAUUGGUAGUUUCUUCAAGUAUGUUUGAUCAAGUUGGGUCUGUAUACAAUUUCAGAUUUGUCAUUUCAAUUCUCUCAUUCCAGCAUAAACUUGUCUUUUUUUUUUUUACCCUGGAUGAUUGACUUAAUGUUGAAACUUAGAUUGCACUUGUUCUUCCUGCUAUCAAUAAAUAAAUAUUCUUUUCAGAUCAA
This is a messenger RNA of Poecilia reticulata (guppy), 2071 nucleotides long. RefSeq names its product hydroxysteroid (17-beta) dehydrogenase 12b (gene hsd17b12b). Gene Ontology annotation, cellular component: endoplasmic reticulum. Lineage: Eukaryota; Metazoa; Chordata; Actinopteri; Cyprinodontiformes; Poeciliidae. The record is from RefSeq and is a predicted model, not a curated record. Gene Ontology annotation, molecular function: oxidoreductase activity.